AGCCCACAGUAUUUGCAGCUUGCAGCCAUCUUUAUAAAUUCAUUUCUUUUGGAGGAAACUCUAAGUUGUUUAAAUUUUUGUUUCUCUUUAAUUUCGUAAAAUAAGUUAACUUUUAAAGUGUUCUAUUUAUUGUAGUAAUUAAGAAGUUUGCAUUUCGGAGUAGAAUAUAUUUCGUGUACGAGUGACUGUCUUCAUAACUCGACAUUCAUUUUGAAUACAACACCUAUCUUUUUAGCGGUUUAUUAAGAAUUAUAAUAACUAUUGUGUGUAAGAACAGAUUUAUAAUCCACCAAAACGGCGCCUCAAAGGAAGUCCAAGAAGAUGCAAGAGACGGAGGAGUUGGAGAAUAUGGUGUUAAGUUUUCGAGUAUCUGAACUGCAGAUGCUAUUGGGAUUCGCCGGGCGAAACAAAUCAGGCCGCAAAAAUGAAUUACAAACACGUGCCUUGGAACUUUUGAGACUAAGAUCACAUCCAGUUCAACUAAAAAUACGAGAACUUUAUAAAACCAUACAAGCUGAUCAAUUGACUACUCAUCAACCAUAUAUUCCAAGUGGUGGUUCAACUGAAAAUUCAAUCGAUCAAAACAUGCAUUCCCGUAAUUAUUAUACUAGACAAGGCCAUGCCCAGGCAAUGGGCCAACAACAGGCCUCAGUGAAUUCCGGAAAAGACUUGCCUCCUGCUCACCAGGCGUCUUUGCCACAGUCUCAAGUUGUAUCAAGAUCUAAUCCUGUAUAUCAACCUACUGGUUACACGAGUGUAACGCCUCAGCAACGGACAGCAGGAGCUGUUUACCCAUAUCCUUAUCCUCAAAAAGUGUUGCCCAUGCAAUCAUCUUUACAACUGCAGCAACCUAAUCAGUAUCCAGUACAUCCAGAUGUAAAGUUUAGAAAGUUGCCGUUUUUUGACCUUCUUGGCGAAUUGCUGAAGCCUUCUAGUCUCACACCUCAAGGAACAAGCAGGUUGCAAGAAAGUACGUUUAUAUUCCAUUUGACUCCACAACAGUCGACUGACAUAGCCAGUUCACGUGAUUGUCGCCAAGGGAGUAAAAUGGAUUACACAGUACAAGUACAGAUGCGGUUUUGUUUGCAAGAAACAUCAUGUGAACAAGAGGAUAAUUUUCCUCCUAACAUAGCCGUGAAAGUGAAUGGAAAAAUAUGCCCUUUACCGAAUCCAAUACCAACCAACAAACCAGGAGUGGAACCGAAACGACCUCCACGACCUGUCAAUAUUAGUCCUUUAGUAAAAUUAUCUCCCACUGUAGGCAAUCAAAUUUGCGUCACAUGGUCGGCAGACUAUAGCAGAAGAUAUGCAAUAGCCAUCUACUUGGUAAAGAAAUUGUCAAGUUCGGAGUUGUUGACGAGGCUCAAGAGUCGCGGCGUUAGGCACUCUGAUUACACGAGAGGACUAAUCAAAGAAAAAUUGAAUGAAGAUGCAGACAGUGAAAUAGCAACUACUUCGCUCAGAGUAUCUUUAGCGUGUCCCUUGGGCAAAAUGCGAAUGAGUACGCCUUGUCGAGCUUCAACGUGUUCACAUCUACAAUGCUUCGACGCAUCGCUCUUUCUACUAAUGAAUGAGCGCAAGCCAACAUGGAAUUGUCCAGUUUGUGAUAAAGCUGCAUUAUAUGAUAACCUUGUAAUCGAUGGCUACUUUCAGGAAGUCCUCAGUUCCAGUAAACUUUUGUCAGAAGUUAAUGAAAUUCAAUUAUUGCAAGAUGGUUCCUGGGAGAAUUUGGUUCCGAAGAAGGAGAAAGAGAAGGACAAAACUGAUAAAAUAGAGAUGAGUGUAAAACAUCAAAAAGUCAAUGUGGAUACUGUUGAUUUAGACGAAACAAAUCCUUCAACACCAACACCGAAGGAAAAGAAGCGAGCAGUUGUGAUAGACUUAAUCUCAGACAGUGAAGACGAUGAAAGUGAUUCUCAUUCUUCAGUGUCACAUAAGAAAGUUGCUCUCUCGUCGUCGCCACAAAAGGUUCAAUCCUCUACUCACAAUGCAAUCAGCAGCACUAGUGAUUCUCCGGAACUUAUGAUUAUAGAUUUAGAGUAAAGACUCAGUGAAUUAAAAGAAUUCAAGGAAACCAAAAUAUAAAUAUACUUUUUCAAAUGUAUUUUAAGCUAUAUGUAAAACGACAUUCUCGCAACUUGAUUUGUAUUAAUAACAAUUAAACGUUCAAGUUAUUUUCUUUAAAUUUCGUACUAAAUUUUUGUUAUUAACUGUAUGGAAAAAAUAAAUUGUACAUUUAAUAAAGUUUAUUUUUUCAUAUCGCA
Messenger RNA from Leptopilina heterotoma, 2264 nucleotides. It is a transcript of the gene Su(var)2-10, whose product is annotated as E3 SUMO-protein ligase PIAS3. Gene Ontology annotation, biological process: protein sumoylation; regulation of transcription by RNA polymerase II. NCBI's taxonomy places the organism in Eukaryota, Metazoa, Arthropoda, Insecta, Hymenoptera, Figitidae. The record is from RefSeq and is a predicted model, not a curated record. The transcript has 9 exons. Gene Ontology annotation, molecular function: transcription coregulator activity; zinc ion binding; SUMO ligase activity. Bases 322 to 2043 code for a protein of 573 amino acids.